AUGACCUACACUAGGAAACAAGUCGUGACUUGCCUCAGCGUGCUGUAUCUCAUCAUCGCGACCACACUGGCAGCAUACGCCGCCUCGCGGGCAAACGCGCGCUCCAUCCCAAUCUCAGACACGCUGACGAGCUUUGCCACUGCUUUGCCCGUUGUUUCUGGCCUGCUGCUUGAAUGUGGCUAUGACUUGACUCGUCGCGAGGAACGCCGCAAGAAGCUGGGUCGGGGAGACAUUCAACGUCCGCCCCUCGUCAUCAUUGCCAACACCCUCAUCUUCAUUUACUCGAGUGUUGUCGUUACACUGCUUGGCACUCACGCCGCGCCACCUUCUGCACUCAACUGUGGCUUACGCGAGCGGUGGCAGACCCUAUUCAGAGGCAAGGAAGCGGAUGCCAUCAGAGCCAUCCAAGAUGCCUUUCAAUGCUGCGGUCUCACCAAUUCCCACGACAUGGCCUGGCCCUUUCCAGAUAAAUCCCACGACCAACGCGCAUGUGAAAAUAUGUUUGGAAGAACCACUGGAUGUCUAGGAGCGUGGAAAGCUGAGGAACAGCGUAUUGCUGGCAUGCUGAUCGGCGUCGUAGGCAUGGUGUUUAUCUGGCAGUUUGCAAUCAUCGCCAUACCCACGCAGCGCGAGUCGUGGCUUCACAAGGUCGCACCCGAUCGCAUUUCGCGCAUGAUUGCGGAUGAGCGACACGGCGAUACCGAGCCUCGUCGCGCGAUUGACUACGUUCCAGCCUUCAAUCGUUACUCGGAUCGCGUAGAGGAAGAGGAAGAGCAAGACGGGGAUGUGGAUCAUGCACGAGCUAUCGAGGCUGACAACAACCGGAUCAACAACACCUUUUCUGGCGGUCUUGGACGCGAGCAGCAACCUGCCGUUGAAAAUGAGUGGGCGAGAAAUUGA
Messenger RNA from Plenodomus lingam JN3, 900 nucleotides. RefSeq lists its product as uncharacterized. The record is from RefSeq and is a predicted model, not a curated record. Gene Ontology annotation, cellular component: membrane. NCBI's taxonomy places the organism in Eukaryota, Fungi, Ascomycota, Dothideomycetes, Pleosporales, Leptosphaeriaceae.